Messenger RNA from Nicrophorus vespilloides, 1280 nucleotides. Its product is annotated as transcription initiation factor IIA subunit 1-like. The record is from RefSeq and is a predicted model, not a curated record. Gene Ontology annotation, biological process: transcription initiation at RNA polymerase II promoter; transcription by RNA polymerase II. The transcript has 4 exons. Gene Ontology annotation, cellular component: transcription factor TFIIA complex. NCBI's taxonomy places the organism in Eukaryota, Metazoa, Arthropoda, Insecta, Coleoptera, Silphidae. The coding region runs from base 155 to 1201 and encodes 348 amino acids.
UUAAACCACAGUUUGUGGAAUAAAACUUGUUGCGGUGUCGUGCGAAGAAGAUCGCGAUGAAUGAGAGAAAGUACGUUUGAUCGAGUUCGCACUGUACAUGAGCUAUGCGUGAUUUACCCGGGUUUUCGGACCUUUCCAGAUCUUAAUACCUAGAAUGGCGAGUUCCCAUUGCAAAUCGAGUGUGCUGAGAGUUUACCAAGACGUUAUUGAUGAUGUGAUACUGGCAGUUCGUGAAUUAUUCAUGGAAGAUGGAGUGGAUGAGCAGAUAUUGCAAGAAUUGAAACAAUCUUGGGAAUCAAAGCUUGUGGCCAGCAAAGCUGUCGAGAGCCACACUGAAGAGAAAGGGAUAAAAAAGUCAGGGGAGUUAGCAAAUGGAAAUGCAUUUCCCAAGGGUCAGAACCAGGUGAAGCAAGUGGUGGGCCAAGUGGCACCCAAUAAUCAUGUUCAAACUCAAGUUGUUACCCAAGUGGAACAACGAAUGGUUCCAAUACAAAUAACACUACCCUCACAGCCAGGUGCAAAUGGAACCCAAAGAAUCCUUACCAUACAAGUUCCAGCAACUGCAUUACAAGAUAACCAAUUACACAAAGUCCUCACUGGCCCUAUAAUUACUGCUACAAUGAACCUGUCUCCUCACAUUGCCUCUUCCGUUCUGCAACAGCACGUAAACGCAGCAUUCAAUCAACAACUAGCGCAACCAAGUGUACUUUCAUCGGUCAUCAAUAACACAGCCGCAACUGCACCCAAGUCUGUGAUACAAAACGACGGAGCCUCACAGGAAUCAGACGAGGAGGAGAUCGAGUAUAAUCUGCAAGUGCCUUCCUGCUCAAAGCCUGGAACGAACAACAUUCGGCCAAGGAAAAGGUUAAUUGCGCAACACGACGGACCUGAUGACACAUCCGACGAGGAAGAGGAAGGCUCUGAUGAUGAUGAACCAUCCGACGACAAUGACGACGAUAAGGACGAAGAUGAACAGGAGAUGGAUGAAGGUGGUCCAGAAGAGGAACCGUUGAAUUCCGAGGACGAUGUCACAGAUGAGGAUCCAACCGAUUUGUUCGACACCGAAAACGUUGUUGUCUGUCAAUAUGAUAAAAUUACUAGAAGCCGCAAUAAGUGGAAAUUCCAUUUGAAGGACGGUAUUAUGAAUUUAAACGGCGAAGAUUUUGUAUUCCAAAAGGCAAGUGGGGACGCGGAGUGGUAAUCAAUUAUGACUGUGUAACCAUAGAUAUAUAUAUUUAGGUUUUAAGACCUUAAAUUAUUUAUCCCAUAAAUAUUAAUUA